Messenger RNA from Tripterygium wilfordii, 1152 nucleotides. RefSeq lists its product as uncharacterized. The transcript has 3 exons. Lineage: Eukaryota; Viridiplantae; Streptophyta; Magnoliopsida; Celastrales; Celastraceae. The record is from RefSeq and is a predicted model, not a curated record. The coding region runs from base 265 to 726 and encodes 153 amino acids.
AGUACUUCAAAUUUUGGCCUCGUAAAGGAGAAGUAAACAAACCCCAAAAUAAAGCUAAAUUUCCUACAAUACUGGGUCUACUUGACCAUUAAAACACUUUCUUAACCACUCAUUUCCGAGAACUGCUCUCAUCAGUGCAAUGUAAUCUAUCCCUUUGUGUGUGUGUCUAUAUAUACAUACACACACACUAUACAGACACACACACUAUAUAGACACACACGGCAAACCAAUAUUCUACAAGAAGAAGACAGAGAGAGAAUCAGUAUGGCAAGCUUAAACAUACCCAUCAGCCUCCCCAAGUUUGGCCAUGUUGGAGCAACAAUUGCUAGGAGAAGCACUUGGAACCCGAAUUUUUUCUUGGCUUCAAGCCCCCGAACUCUUCAAGCAACGUCUCACCCAGAUGGGGAAGCAGCACGAGAAAAGGCAUCAGAGGCCGUUCAACAUGGUGUUGAUGAGGCAGUCAAGACCGGUGAAAACAUGAAGAACAAGGCCGCUUCGGCUGCUGAACAAGCGACAGACAAGACAAAAGGGGUGGCAGGGAAGAUUACAGAGACAGCACAGGAUGUGACUGAGAAGGCAAAGCAGAAAGUGCAAGAUGUAUGGGGUUCGGCCGUGGAUACUGCACAAAAAGCCAAAGACACUGUGAUUGGCAAGGCUGACGACUCAAAGGAGGCCAUCAAAGAAAAUGUAGAGACUGCCAAGCGUAGCAUGAACUCCAAGAACUGAUUAAUUAAUUACACUAAUUACUUAUUUAAUUUCAUUUUGAAGUCUCAUCUUGAAUACUAUCUCAUGAUGAGCUCAAUGUCCUUCAUCUAAUAUUUUCUAAAGUUAAUUUGUUUCUGUUGUAUUAUUUGUUUUCUAUUGCAAUAGAAAUCAAUUUUAUAAACAAUGACCAGUUUUUUCUUAUUUAGUUUGUUGUCAAAACAGGGAUAGAAAAAAGCCUUGCCUCAUUCUUCUUUUUAACCAAAAAAAGAAAGAAAAGAAGAUCAGGAAGAACUUGAGUAUUAUACCACCCAUAAUUUUUGUCUUAAGAGCUAGUAUUCCUAUAAUAUAAAAAUGUCUUGUCUCAUUGCAUUUGGAAGAAAAAAGUUGUACUUAGGAAAACAACCAAAUUAAAAAAGAAAAGUAUGUUUCAGAAAGCAAACCUCGGAU